ACAGCACUAGACCCCUGCCCCAGCCACAGAGGUAUCCUGGGGGAAGGGGGAGUUGCCCCGCCCUUUGACCCCCGGGAUGCUGAUUAAUGAGGCGGCCCAUAGGCGGCUGGGCGGAGCCGCGCCCCUCCGACGGUCCUAGGCACACGCUCCAGAGCGCGGCUCCCCGGGCGGCCAUGGAGCGUCUGGUGAGAGUGAAAACUUGGGUGGAGGAGAACCGGGCCUCCUUCCUGCCCCCGGUCUGCAACAAGCUCCUGCACCAGAAACAGCUCAAAAUCAUGUUCGUCGGGGGCCCCAACACGAGGAAGGACUACCACAUCGAGGAGGGUGAGGAGGGCCACUUCCACACCUCUCCAGGCCGCCCGCUUCUCACAACCCACCUCACUGGAGACCGUUUUCCUCUGUGGGAAAAAUCAGCAGGAAAAUCCAAAAUGACAGAGAGAAGACAGGAUUGGAUUGGGAAUGGCCGCAGUAGAGGAGACAAGGUGUUUUACCAGUUGGAGGGUGACAUGGUUCUCCGAGUCCUGGAGCGAGGGAAGCACCGGGAUGUGAUCAUUCGGCAGGGAGAGAUAUUCCUCUUGCCUGCCAGGGUCCCCCACUCUCCACAGAGGUUUGCCAACACCGUGGGGCUGGUGAUUGAGCGGAAGCGGCUGAAAACGGAGUUAGAUGGGCUCAGGUACUACGUGGGGGACACCACAGACGUCCUGUUUGAGAAGUGGUUCUACUGCGAGGACCUUGGCACACAGUUGGCUCCCAUCAUCCAGGAGUUCUUCAGCUCUGAGCAGCACAGAACGGGAAAGCCAAACCCCGACCAGCUGCUCAAGGAACCGCCGUUCCCGCUGAGCACACGAUCCGUCAUGGAGCCCAUGUCCCUGGAGGCCUGGCUGGAUGGCCACCACAGGGAGCUGCAGGCUGGCACACCCCUCAGCCUGUUUGGGGACACCUAUGAGACCCAGUUUGUCACUGGCACAUCCCUUGUAGUCUGAAUUCGACACUCCCAUGAAGGGAUGCUCACUGGAUACAGACCCACCCUUAGAGGCCCGACCAGCAGACCCCGAGAGCUUUCACAGGGCUGUGAGAGCUGGCACACACCACAAAGCCCCUCCCACCCCAUCAGGCAACGUCAUUCAGCACCCAGCUGGCCUCAUGUCCCUGCCUUCCACCUCCUUCACACCCCUGCUCCUACCUGCUUCAGUUUACACCCACGACUCUCUACUGAGUCCCACUCUGGGCCAGCGGGAGCGCGGCCUGCACAGUAGCUGUGGGCUUCUGGGCUGACGCAGGUCAGAGAGGGACAGCCUCCCUCUUGCUCAUCCCCUCCCAUCUCCCUUCUCCUCCUCCUUAGGCCAGAAUCUCACAGAGGAAGGGGGUGGCACCCUUUGGGGAAACGCGUGUGUGCACUACAUGGAGCUGCACUAUGCCGUGUACACAUGUGUGUGUGUCCCUGGUGUGCCCCUGGCAGGCAUGCCUUCAUACGGGUCAGCAACAGUUGUGACAUGUGUAAGGGGACCAGAUGUGCACAUGCAUAUGAAGGGCAGGCACCUGUGAUCCCGAAGGCAGGUGGGCAGCCCCCGUCGUGAUGAAGGCAGCUUUCCUCUCCAAGUCCUGGUUGCAUUGCGGGCCCCACCCUGCCUCACAUAGGCCUGGUGACUGGGGGCCAGGUUCAAGGCCAUCUCCUACGUGGGGCACAAAGCACCAGGAAGAUCUGUGUCACUUC
Messenger RNA from Equus quagga, 1714 nucleotides. RefSeq names its product 3-hydroxyanthranilate 3,4-dioxygenase (gene HAAO). The record is from RefSeq and is a predicted model, not a curated record. Bases 87 to 983 code for a protein of 298 amino acids. Lineage: Eukaryota; Metazoa; Chordata; Mammalia; Perissodactyla; Equidae. Gene Ontology annotation, molecular function: iron ion binding; 3-hydroxyanthranilate 3,4-dioxygenase activity. Gene Ontology annotation, cellular component: cytoplasm. Gene Ontology annotation, biological process: 'de novo' NAD+ biosynthetic process from L-tryptophan; quinolinate metabolic process. The transcript is spliced from 9 exons.